AUGGCGCAGCAAGGAGUUCAGCUGGACCAGGAAACAAUUUCCUGCUCGAUCUGUCUGGAUCUUCUGAAGAAUCCGGUGACUAUUCCCUGUGGACACAGCUACUGCAUGAACUGUAUUAAAAUCCACUGGGAUGAAGAGGUUGUGAAGGAAAUCUACAGCUGCCCUCAGUGCAGACAGGCCUUCACACUGAGGCCUGUCCUGGUGAAAAACACCAUGUUAGCAGUUUUAGUGGAGCAGCUGAAGAAGACUGGACUCCAAGCUGCUCCUGUUGAUCACUGCUAUGCUGGACCUGAAGAUGUGGCCUGUGAUGUCUGCACUGGGAGGAAGAUGAAAGCUGUCAAGUCCUGUCUGGUGUGUCUUGUCUCUUAUUGUGAGAAACACCUCCAACCUCAUUAUGAAUCUCCUGCAUUUGAAAAACACAAGCUGGUCGACCCCUCCAAGAAGCUCCAGGAGAACAUCUGCUCUCGUCAUGAUGAGGUGAUGAAGAUGUUCUGCCGUACUGAUCAGCAGAGUAUCUGUUAUCUCUGCCCUGUGGAUGAACAUAAAGGCCACGACACAGUCUCAGCUGCAGCAGAAAGGACUGAGAGGCAGAGAGAGCUCGAGGUGAGUCGACAAAACAUCCAGCAGAGAAUCCAGGACAGAGAGAAAGAUGUGAAGCUGCUUCAACAGGAGGUGGAGGCCGUCAGUUGCUCUGCUGAUAAAGCAGUGGAGGACAGUGAGAAGAUCUUCACUGAGCUGAUCCUUCUCAUCCAGAAAAGAAGCUCUGAUGUGAAGCAGCAGAUCAGAUCCCAGCAGGAAACUGAAGUGAGUCGAGUCAAAGAGCUUCAGGAGAAGCUGGAUCAGGAGAUCACUGAGCUGAAGAGGAAAGACGCUGAACUGAAGCAGCUCUCACACACAGAGGAUCACACCCAGUUUCUACUCAACUACCCCUCACUGUCACAACUCAGUGCAUCUACAGACUCAUCCAGCAUCAAUAUCCGUCCUCUGAGAUACUUUGAGGAUGUGACAGCAGCUGUGUCAGAGCUCAGAGAUAAACUACAGGACAUCCUGAGGGAGAAAUGGACAAACAUCUCAGUGGCAAUGGCUGAAGUGGACGUUUUGCUGCCACAACCAGAACCCAAGACCAGAGCUGAGUUCUUGGACUUUUCACAUCAAAUCACACUGGAUCCAAACACAGCACAUGAAAAAGUGUUAUUAUCUGAGAGGAACAGAAAAGCAACAGUCAUGGGUGAAAAACAGUAUUAUUUUAGUCACUCAGACAGAUUCACUGGACAUUUUCAGGUCCUGAGUAGAGAGAGUCUGACUAGACGUUGUUACUGGGAGGUGGAGAGGAGCACGGGAGGAGUUUCAGUGGUAGUUGCAUACAAAGACAUUAAGGAUUUGAAUGAAAGAUUUGGAGAAAAUAACAAGUCAUGGGCAUUAGACUUUUACAAACGUCGUUAUGAAUUCAGACAUGACAGUAUCUCAACUCCCGUCUCAGGUCCUCGUUCCUCCAGAGUAGGAGUGUACCUGGAUCAGAGAGCAGGUAUUCUGUCCUUCUACAGCGUCUCUGAAACCAUGACUCUCCUCCACAGAGUCCAGACCACAUUCACUCAGCCUCUCUAUGCUGGUUUUUAUCUUUAUGGUCCAAAUGGAAACACUGUUGAGUUGUGUGAGUUUAAGUAG
Molecule: messenger RNA, 1665 nt
Organism: Thunnus maccoyii (southern bluefin tuna)
Lineage: Eukaryota; Metazoa; Chordata; Actinopteri; Scombriformes; Scombridae
Product: E3 ubiquitin/ISG15 ligase TRIM25-like
Exons: 1
Coding region: 1-1665 (554 amino acids)
Molecular function (GO): protein binding; zinc ion binding
Source: RefSeq, a predicted model, not a curated record